UCUGCUCAAAUCCAUGACGUGGGGUCCAUUGAGAUACUUUUCUAUGCAACCAGAAAUACGAAGGGAAGGAUUUGAGAUACGGAUAUCAGAAGACAUAUAAUGUGAAAGAAAAAUCCUUAUGCGAUUGUUCAUCCUUCGCUCAUUGCACCUGAAGACUUCAUUGACCUGCGCAAACUUCCAGACCUCUCUGCGAUUCAACUGCGUUCCCCUUCGACCCGUCCGAACCCACGCGAUGUCGUCCAAACUGCUACCCGGCGACCCCGAGAAGGUCAUGGUUAUUCGAGAUCUUCCAAAUUCGAACAUCACAACCCUCAGCCUGCCCUUCAUGCGCUUCGGGCGCAUCAAAAUAGGCGGUCGUGCCACUCUAGUGAAGUUACAGACCGGAAAUGUGGCCGUGUUCUCCCCCGUCUCGCUCACGUCGGACGUGAAAAGCAAGGUGAAGACUAUGGGACCGAUCAAAUAUAUCAUCGCACCUGAUGUUGAGCAUCAUCUAAUGGUCGAGACGUGGGCAAAAGAAUACCCUGAGGCCGAGCUCAUCGGACCUGAGGGACUGCCAGAGAAGCAUCCUGGACUGAAGUUUGCUCAUGUCUUCUCCUCAAAGGCAAAGAACGAUAUGCACAUCUCGACCGAAUUUGACAAAGAGUUUGCUUCGGAGUACUUCCCAAUGCAUCCGAACAAGGAGCUCGUAUUCUAUCAUAAACCCAGCCGGACCAUGAUCGAGGCAGAUCUGUUGUUCAAUCUCCCUGCAACCGAACAAUUCUCCAAGUCGGGAACCGACCCUCGUUCCGGAAUUCUUACCAAGAUCUUUGGGGGAAUAAUGAAUACAAGAGGUGACAUGAUUUGGCAGAAGCGUUUUCUCUGGUACGCAUUCAGCAAGUCGGACCGAGCUGGAUUCGCCGCAUCCGCAAAGAAGAUCAAGGCAUCAUGGGACUACGACCGUAUCAUCCCCUGUCAUGGCGAUGUGAUUGAGACCGGCGGCAAAGGUGUCAUGGACAAAGCUAUGGCCUGGUUCUAUGAAAAGUACUGAUUGAUAACACGGAGUAGAUGGGUGAGACAUUGUGAUUUUCUGGCUUCUGUUGCAAAAGAUACCAUGUAACGUUUAAAUUCAGCAGCUCGAUUAAUUCGCCUACAAGACUUCAAGCAGUCCCUUCCUCCAUGGUGCUUACACCCUAGAUAGCAUGACCAGGAAAGGGGAAACCU
Molecule: messenger RNA, 1200 nt
Organism: Exophiala xenobiotica
Lineage: Eukaryota; Fungi; Ascomycota; Eurotiomycetes; Chaetothyriales; Herpotrichiellaceae
Exons: 2
Coding region: 119-1027 (302 amino acids)
Source: RefSeq, a predicted model, not a curated record